AUGUCCAGUAUGGAUGAAAGUUUGAACUUGUUUCAGGUGCUUUUUAACUUUCGGCUGGGCUUCCGAAGAUCCUUUUCCAAUUCUUAUUACUGCGACAACUCGAUGGUCGCAAAUCAAAGCAUCGUAGGAAGUGGAGACAGCUGGAGAGCAAGUCACGACAAAAGAUAUUAUUUAAGCUUUACUGUGGCAGACACGGGAUAUCAUUGCACCGAUUUCAGUGUUCAGGAGGACUGGACACAAGGGGAAAACAGUUUUGAGUAUACUUUCUCGGAUGAAGGACCCUGGCUGAUAAGUUAUUCAAGUUGCUGUUGGAUCUCAUUAGCGAAUGGAGGCAGUAGUUGGCUUCUCUCGACCACUGUCAACCUGACAAGGCGGCAGGAUGACGGAAAAAUCAACUCAUCUCCGAUCUCAGCAAUGGCUCCCAUCGUUCGACACCAGCAAGGCUGCCCAAAAACAAUCACUAUUCCCGCCGAGGACUCGGAUGGUGAUAAAGUUCACUGUCGAUGGUCGAUUGGCUAUUACAGAGAGUGUGGUGGUGUAUGUCAAAGCUUUCAAAGCGGCGCUUUGGACGAAGGGAAAUGCACUUUGAGUCUCCCUAGCAAUAUAGCUCUCGGUUGGCAUGCAGUGGCUAUUACCUUAGAAGAUUACCCAGCUUCAACGACCAACUUCCAAAGCGCCACUCCAUACAGUCAUGUGAGCCUGCAGUUUCUUGUACACGUGAGUCCAUCUUCCGGGCCGUGUAAUAGGGCUCCAGUCCUAAUAGGCCAAAGUCCAAACGACGGAUCUUGUGAGGAAGUGUCAAAUGGAAACACAUUCAACAGCGUUAUUGAAGCAAAACAUAUCGACUCCUCCAGAAGCAUUGCAGAGAUUAUCACUGUCACACCACUUUAUAUGGUUAUUUCUGGCCUCCUGAAUUACACUGAUUCGAUCGGGGAUACAGUAUUCUACAGGAACGCGUCGUGGAAUCCGCGAUUGUCUCAGAAAGGACGACAUAUCUUUUGUUUCAAGGCAGUUGACAACUUCGGAAUUGAAAGCAAGCAAAGAUGUAUCACUAUUAUCGUCGGAUCAAACAGCACUCCAAAUCCGUUAUUGUACUCCCGUGUUCCUGUGGUUCCUCGUUUGUCAUGGCCGUGGUGGUUUGGAUUUGUGGACUUUAACAUAACGUUUGACCAACAGAUCAAAAGACCACGUCAUUCCAAGUUUAUAAGGAUCGUCUUGGAAGAUCACGUGAUAUACAAACUUGACACACGCUCUUCGAGUGAAGUCACCGUUGAUAAAUUCAGCCUUAAAUUCCGCCUGCCGCAAGUUGUUCUCAGCAUGCGAGGAAAUUAUUCUAUCACCAUGGACCGUGGUGUUGUCGUGGGCCUCGGUUGUACAUCGGAUGGUCCGCCCUCACCAGGCUUCAGCUCGUUGAAAGACUGGCCAUUUGAUGUUGGAGUUUGUUCUAAGGGCACUUACAUGGGUCAGAAUAAUCAGUGUCGUGACGUAAAUGAAUGUUCGAAGGCGCCGUCCAUUCUGAGUCGCAAGAAAAGAAGUCAUCGGUAUUGGCGCUAUUACACUUCUGCGCAAGCCAUGGCAUCAAGUAUGCCCACUACUAGUUUUUCACCGACGCCAGGUAAUUCAGCGGUGUUCAGUUCGAUAUCUCCAACCAGGUCGUCUAGUCAUAUUCCAUGGACCGUGUCCGCUAAUGAGUGCACGAGUCACUACUUUUUGGAGGAUUUUGGAAGAUCAGUUAACUACGUCGGGAAUGUCACAUGCGACGACGGCCUUGCCCAUGGCUGGUACAGAUUUCGCGGUGCAGCAGGAACUCAAAUGCCCACCUACUGUGUGGGAAAGUACCAUUGUGGAACGCAUGCGCCUGGCUGGCUGAGAGGUGCGCACCCUUCCGUAGCUGACGGGAUUAUCCGUGCGUUGGUGUGCUUCCACUGGGGGUCGCAAUGUUGUUCGUGGUCCACGAUCAUCCGCGUGCGCAACUGUGGUGGAUUUUAUGUCUACGAACUAAGACGACCACCGGCUUGUCAUCUGCGUUACUGCGGAGGUAACGUCCAGUCAACUCCAGUGAUGCGUAUUUCUUCUAGCGUGGUAACAUCUUCACACGCAAAACGAAGCGUCCAGUCAACUCCAGUGAUGCGUACUUCUCCUAACGUGAUGACAUCUUCACACACAAGUGCCAACUCGUUGAACAUAAAAGCAACGGUUGCUACAGUAAUGCCUGUUGCGUCCAGUACACCAUUUGUGCUACACCUUCCCGCCAAUUGCCAGCAUGACUGUGUUAACACAUGGGGAAGUUAUUACUGCACUUGCCGUCAAGGAUACAGAUUAGAGGCGGAUGGGAAAACAUGUCAGGAUAUAAACGAAUGCUUAACUCAAAAUGGAGGCUGCACCCAUCAGUGUGUGAAUAUCCCAGGAGGUCACUAUUGCAAAUGUCCCGAGGGUGUAACAAUGGGCUUUGAUAACAAGACUUGCCAUGAACCUGGUAUUACAGUGAAAUGUACAGCUGAAGCAAUGUUUAUCUUUCUGGAGAGAAAAACUUUCCAAGGCUUUGAUCCAAACAAACUGACACUUCUUUACCCGUCAUGCCGUGCGUCCUACAACGAUUCCCACAUUUCCUUGCGCACGAGUCUCAAUGACUGUGGAACCACUCAUAACGAAAGCGAGGACGCGAUAACUUUCUACAACAAAGUGCGAAGUGUCCAGUCCUACUCCGGCAGCAUCAUCACUCGGGAGCAAAAUGUGUCAAUUCCUUUCUACUGCAGUUAUGGACGUAAGGCCCGGCUACGAAAUCCAAGUUUCAAAACCUGGAAGAAUCAUUUCACAGCUUCGGAAGGUGGAUAUGGCAACUUCACCUUCACUAUGGAUCUAUUCAAGACGGGCAGAUAUCUUACACCGUUCAGUUACAAUGACUAUCCAAUCACGGUUCAUCUUCGGGAUCAGUUAUUUCUUCAGUUGACGGUACAGUCACACCAAUCUAACCUGGUUCUCUUUGUCGACACCUGCAAGGCGACUCCCACUCCUGAUCCGUACUCAGUUCCUCAGUAUGUCUUCUUACAGAGAGGAUGUAAGCUGGAUUCUACCCUCAAUUAUUCGUACUCCAUCAGCUCCAAACAGCGUUUUAGCAUUCAAGCGUUUCGUUUUAUUGAAGACCAUCCAGUAGUGCAUCUUCACUGUGAAGUCCUGGCUUGCCACCGUAACACUGCCCGGUCUCGCUGCCUCCAGGGAUGCUCCCGCUAUCGAGGACGGAGAGACGAGGUGCCUGGUUCUGAGAGUACUCAAGUGUACGAAAUGUCGUCAGGACCAAUCAAAUACCAGAACGGGGCGAGUGCAACGGACACGACAGAAGCUGAAACUCAAACCAACAUGGAGAUCAUUACAGUAGUGGCGGCAUCCGGCGGAUUUUGCCUCCUUCUUGUUAUCAUUCUCACCAUCGUCGUUAUUCGAAUCAAGAAGCGUCUCAAAGGAGCCUUCGCAGAUCGCAACAAAGUCUACCCCAUGGAACAGUGUGGCAAUCACGUCAAGGAAGACAACAACAACAACUUGGGUUUCGUUCAGGAUGACGAACUGAACGAGAUGGGGUACAAGCCGAUCAUUAUGAAACCGCGUGCUCUUGAUGCCGUUACUUCGGAGAGAGCUUGAUACGAAGAAUGGAGUGUUUCCUGAGGGUCUCUCUCAUCUUGGAUGUAUAUUAAGGACUGGAAUACUCGUGGGAAAAUGUUAAUUUCACCUCCAAAAGGGGACUGAUCUGGAUAUAGCUGGUGCAUCAGGUUUUUUUGGCCCCCAAACAUGUCAAUUAAAAAUCUAAGCAAUCUCAUAGCAAUGUUUUUUCUUAUUGAUGGAGACUACAAAAACAGCGCGACAGGUUUGUUUAAUGCCUUCCGAAGAAAUCUAGAACAGGUACAUCGACAAUUAACUAUUUUAGUGUUUCUGCUGGGAUACUCCCAGUGAUGCAAAAAUCUACACCUUCAUCCUUCCUUAAAUUACGAGCAUUCCAGGUCCUCUCAUCGUGUUGGAGACCCACGGGGAAUACUGAUUGCUUGUUUCCCAUUGGUAAUAUAACUUGCACUUGUGGCUACUGGUGGGUUACAUUUUUCACUUUUUUCUUUUCCAGUUGUACACACAAUUUAGAUGCUUCUCUCAAAGCUACAAUUCUGCUUUAGAGCAAAAGGCAUGGUGUGUUGCAGCCCGAUGUAUUUUUAUUGUGCGUGUGUUUUUCUUAAUCAGACUGAUGGUCAGACGAUGAAAAUAGGGCAGGCAUAAGUGUUUGCCAUCAUCACUUAGGUAGCUUUUUCGUAGAGUUUUACUACAUGACCCACAGAAAAAAAAGAGCUUUAAAAAUGUAUUGAUGUCGUGUAGUGGAGUUGUGCUAUUACUUGAGGCGAAUAUUAAUCAUCUGAGUGUGCCUCUUUUGUUGUCAUCGCUAAGAUUAUUAAGGGGUUUUCUUGAAUAUUUAGCAUAUUGUAUCCGCUUAUAUUAC
Molecule: messenger RNA, 4471 nt
Organism: Pocillopora verrucosa
Lineage: Eukaryota; Metazoa; Cnidaria; Anthozoa; Scleractinia; Pocilloporidae
Source: RefSeq, a predicted model, not a curated record